GCAAUGCUUCGACAUGGCCACCGACUCAGAGUCAGAGGACGAGGUGGAGCGAGGCGGCGAGGACCAGGACCUGGAUGCCGGCGUGCGGGCGGCAAGCUCGGAGUCCACCGGCAGCUUUGAGGAGUUGGGCUCUUGCUCCGAGGGCAGACCCACCUGCUGCACUCAAGCGGAUUUCCCGCCGGUCGUGCUGGGCGGCGAGAUCUCUUGGGGACAGCUGACGAAGGGCCUCAACAGCUCCAGCACGGUGGGCGAGUUGUUGGCACAAAUCACCGAGCAGAUGUCCUUCACCCCUCCUUUGCUGACGCGAUCUGGCCACGCCCUCACGCAGCUUCAGGAAGGCGACUUGCUGGGUGCCGUCCUGGGAAAUCUUGAGGAUUUGGUGUUGCGUCAUGCCUUGAUCAUCGAGGGAGCUCAACCUGCUCAGUCAACGACAGAAAGGCUAGAGAGACUGGAGCUGGAGAACGCAGAGCUGCGGAGUCGCUUGCGGAUCCUCGACGAACGCCGCUGGCCGGCGAGAGCCCAGGCGGAAGCGGACGCGGAGGUGGCCAAGGUCGAGCUGUCGCCAGGUGCUCCAUGCACUCCGGCUGCUGUGGAGGCCACUGAAGCAGAAGCUGUGGAGCUCCCUGUGGAGGAUUUUGCAGUGGUGCAGGAUCAAGCAGAGGUGGCGAAGCACGAAGAGGUCGUGAAGCGCGAAGAGGACCCGGUGGACGUUGAGAAGCUUGGGCAGUCCGAGAGCAAGAACCUCCUUCCUUCGUCCGAAGUCCGCGAGGUGGUGCCUCCACCGGAGACGCCGUUGCCAGAGCUGGCACCGGUGAAGGAGUGA
This is a messenger RNA of Durusdinium trenchii, 823 nucleotides long. Lineage: Eukaryota; Dinophyceae; Suessiales; Symbiodiniaceae. The record is from the annotation of a GenBank genome assembly.